AUGUUAAUCAAACGUAAGCGUGAAGAAUUCAAGCAGCAGUUUGAUGUUUACAUUGGUCAAAAGGUAAAAAGUAUUCUUGAUGAUAUGAUCCGAAACGCUUCCAAUUGGUGGAAACGACUUAGAAUGGAAACAAGUGAGUAUCUGAAAAAAAAAGACAUCAUGACAUUAGUCGAAGAGCUCAAACGAAAUGCUUUAAAACAAUACCUCAUGAAAACGGAGGACUUAUGUUUAGCUGGUAUUCAACGUGUGAAUACAUCAAUUACAGCAAAAGAUUUACAUGUACAAAAGUUAAAAGAAUUGCUUGAAACUUCUAAGGACUAUAUUGGCCAUGAAUCUCAUCAUUUUUCGUUACUAUCAUCUCUAAUUCAUAGAAUUCAUAUCAUACUUGAAUGUUUUCGAUUGCAAUUACCUUUAUUCGAUUCAUCAGUUGAUCUAUUGGAAAAAAUCAAUCAAAACACGGUCGUUGCCAUAUCGACUGCAACGGGAUCGGGUAAAUCAAGUCUCUUGCCAUCAUUGCUCGCUGCUGAUGGCUACGAGAAAAUAUUAGUGACGCAGCCACAUCGCUUACCGUGCAAUCUCUUAUCCGAACGUGUCAACACGAGUAUGAAAAGUUCAACGUUAAGUGGUUGGGCAGUGUCAGGAGCACGUUCAAGCAAUUUUUCGAAUGCACCAAUACUCUAUUUGACUGAUGGAUUACUUAAAGAAUACUUAUUACAUCGUGAACGAUAUCUAAUCCAUCAAUUGAAAACUAGCAAACGUGGACUUGUAUUUUUUAUCGAUGAAGUUCAUGAACGUUCAAUUAAUAUUGAUUUGUGCCUUGCAUUUUUAGCUCGAUUUCUCGAAAAGAAUCCUCAUUUACAUUCGAAACUGAAAAUCAUAAUAUCAUCAGCCACUCUUAAUCCAUGUAUAGCACAACUCUUCUUUGAAUUCAAAUUCCAUGAAAUACAAAUAAAAACGUCGACUCUGAAUCGUAUCAACGAAAACUCGUAUUGUAGUGAGAAUCUAAUUGAUUUAGUUGCUCGAUUGCAUCAACAAAUCGAGAGAGAAGAACAAAUACUAUGUUUUGUUAAAUCAAAUACCGAAGUCACACAAUCUAUAAAGUUAUUGAAACUAUUGAAAGGAUUAUCAGCUUUUCCAUUGAUUCAAUCACAAUCAUCGAUGGAACAACAGCAACUCAUUAAAACGAAACAAAUCUUCUUUUCGACGACGGUAGCCGAAACAUCUCUAACUUUUCCCUCGCUUAAAUAUGUAAUAGACACUGGUCUCAUUCAUAUUCCUGUAUAUGAUCCAUUGACAGAUUCAACUGAGCUACGUGAGAUGAAUGCGGCUGAAUCAACUAUAAAGCAACGUCAGGGACGAUUGGGUCGAACGCGACCUGGUGAAUACUAUCCAUUAUACACCUUUGAUCCUAAGAACAAAAAAUUUCCUGAACCACAGAUAUGUCAAACAGAAUUAAGCAAUAUUGAAUUCUCACUUCGUCGAUUGCCAUUGAAAUGUGGACUCAAUGAUCUCAAGAAAUGGCUACCUAAUGCACCGAGUGAACAAGCUAUUGAUACAGCCAUAAAACGAUUACAUCAACUUGAUAUUCUUGAUUUGAAAAGAGAUUUCACGUCAAUUGGCCUCUCUAUUUCUAAAUUACCUGAUUUUGGUAGCGUUGAAAUGAGUCGAGCAGUUUUAGCGGCACUGAAAGACUAUAAAUGUGGUCGAGAUGUUCUACGGCUAGCAGCUAUCCUCGGUGUACUCAAUACCUCUUCUAUUCUACGUAAUCUUCCCCGUAAAUAUAAGAAAGUUGAGGGUGACUUUAUGACAUUACUUAAUGUGAUGGAUACUAUUCUUGCUAAAAAGCUAGUUCAACCGCCAUGUACGUUUAACGUCGACAAUGUAUGUCAAGAGACUGGCUUAUCAUUCAUGAAACAUUACAUCAAACGUGCCAUCUUAAGAUAUUCGUUAUUUGAAAAGUUUUUUCGUUCACCAAAUGAGUAUUGUACAGCAGCUCAGUGUUCUUCCAAUGGAUAUUGGGAACCGGUUGCUCGUGCGCUUCUUAAUGGGUAUUCAAACAAUGUUUAUCUAUCAGCUGCAGAGAUCCAAGGUAGAAAACAUCGGUUCAUUUGUUAUACUGCUGCAGGCAUAACAGAAAAACAGAAAACAGCGGUUCUCGACUCUACAUCGACACUUGCACGUAAGCUAAGUGCUAAUCCGGUUGCAUUAAUACUUGCACGUGAUAUUCGUAUCUCAUCGGAUAUUCGAGCUCGAUCGAUCCUUUCGUUUCUUGGUGAAAUACAAUCUGACUGGCUCGAUAGGGCUCUCGAACGUAAUAUUCCAAUGAGUGAAACAGAGAUAAAACUAUUUAAUGACAACAUCAAAGAAAGCCAAGACUUUUUGCUGGCAUCCAAUGGUGUCAACUGUGAACUGCAUGACGACCAAUUAACUUUAGCGGGAUCAGCUGGUCGUGUAUUAACAACGGAACUAUGUGUUCGACAAAAACUUGUAGUGAAGAAUGAAAUACCAUUGAUACCAGUCAACGAAACUGAUACUGGUUUGAAACGAAAAGUUGAAGAUCUUACUGAAGAACUGCACAUUUUUCGGCCGAUGGGAUGGCGUUGGAGAGCUCAGAAACAAGUGAAGAUAAUAUUUCUCAAAGAAAAAGAUCAAUGCAAGAUUGUCAUCAAGGCUCGUGAAAAGAAUUACAAAAAAGUACA
Molecule: messenger RNA, 2699 nt
Organism: Rotaria socialis
Lineage: Eukaryota; Metazoa; Rotifera; Eurotatoria; Philodinida; Philodinidae
Source: the annotation of a GenBank genome assembly